Anopheles bellator is the source of this 1140-nucleotide messenger RNA. RefSeq names its product DNA-directed RNA polymerase III subunit RPC8 (gene Polr3H). Gene Ontology annotation, cellular component: RNA polymerase III complex. Bases 120 to 869 code for a protein of 249 amino acids. Gene Ontology annotation, molecular function: nucleic acid binding. Lineage: Eukaryota; Metazoa; Arthropoda; Insecta; Diptera; Culicidae. Gene Ontology annotation, biological process: transcription initiation at RNA polymerase III promoter; DNA-templated transcription. The record is from RefSeq and is a predicted model, not a curated record. The transcript is spliced from 2 exons.
UGUGUGCCGGUAUGAUCCUUUUAAAAAGGACCAUUUACUACUUACGAUUUAGAUUCAAUUAGAUUGAAGAGCGACAGUCUUCCAUCAAAUGGAGACUUGGUGCUAAUCAUUGCGGUGAAAUGUUUGUCCUGGCAGAACUUAAAGACAACGUGCGGAUAGCACCGGAACUGUUCGGCUUAAAACUUCCCGAUGCAAUCAAGGAUCAGAUCAACAGAAAACUGGCCAAUAAGGUACUGCUAAACGUUGGCCUCUGUAUCGCGCUCAAGGACAUCGUGAAGUUGGGAGACUCGAUCAUACUGCCCGGUGAUGGUGCAUCGCACACGGAGGUUAACUUUCGCUACAUCGUGUUCCGGCCGAUGGUGGGCGACGUGAUAACGGGCAAAAUUCGAAGCUGCAGUCGCGAAGGUGUGCACGUUACGCUCGGAUUCUUUGACGACAUUUUGAUACCGCCAUCGGCGCUGCAACAUCCUUCGCGCUACGAAGAAACGGAACAGGCGUGGGUCUGGGAGUACCCGCUGGAGGAUGGCAACACGCACGAUCUGUACAUGGACAUUGGAGAGAGCAUAAAGUUUCGCGUGUCGGGCGAGCUGUUUGAGGAGAGCUCACCGAUCGGUCCGCCCGAUCAGGAAGUGCCUACGGGCGCCGCCGGUUCCAGUUCGGCGGCGGGCACUGGCAGCAGUGCCGUGGGGCAGGAGGGCAAUAAAACCCCGUACCGCAUUGUGGCGGCUAUCAACGAAUCGGGACUGGGGCUGCUGUCGUGGUGGGCACAGCAGAAUCAGGACGGCGACGGUGACGAGGAAGAAGCUGAUGGCGACGAGGAAGAGCAAGACCCGCCGGAGGGUCAGGAAAUGUCGGCAGAAGAUGAAUAAACUUACCCUUCUGUUCGGGCACCUCUCAUGUCAGUUCCAACUAGAUUCGGAUGAUGGUGUGUGAAAAAGUUGCACGAUGGCAGUUUCUUUUACGGGAUUCUUAUUGAGUUUUGUAGCUCUCGUACAGCUUUCGGCUUUAUACAUUUCGGUCUCUAUUAAAGUUUUCUCUUUAUGGUUUUGAUACUUUUGCUUCUGACCAGCUUCGGACAGCAGGGCAGCUUGGGAAAGUGUGCUGUAAUUUAAUUUUGUUUUCGCUUAAGCCAAUGGUUGC